Salvelinus namaycush (lake trout) is the source of this 1326-nucleotide messenger RNA. It is a transcript of the gene hdr, whose product is annotated as hematopoietic death receptor. The record is from RefSeq and is a predicted model, not a curated record. Gene Ontology annotation, cellular component: cell surface; plasma membrane. Gene Ontology annotation, molecular function: protein binding. Bases 1 to 1326 code for a protein of 441 amino acids. NCBI's taxonomy places the organism in Eukaryota, Metazoa, Chordata, Actinopteri, Salmoniformes, Salmonidae. The transcript is spliced from 10 exons. Gene Ontology annotation, biological process: TRAIL-activated apoptotic signaling pathway; positive regulation of apoptotic process.
AUGGCGGCAGCUCAGUCUGGCCUUAAAUUGACACGGACAGGAGGCAGCGUCAGAAACUUGACACAGCGGGACAUCUCAUGCCGGGAAAACCUGGAGUACCCACAUGACAACAUCUGCUGUUUAAACUGCCUAGCUGGUACAUAUGUCAAAGCGUACUGCACGCGUUCCUUUGAGCGCGGAACCUGUGAGACCUGUGAGUUUGACACAUACACUGAACAUGGCAACGGACUACGGCAGUGCUUGAAGUGCACCACGUGUCACUCAGAUCAGGUGACUACAAAGGCAUGCACCAUCACUCAGGACAGAGAGUGCCGGUGUAAACCUGGGUUAUUCUGUGCCCCUGACCAAGCCUGUGAGGUGUGCAAAAAGUGCUUAAGAUGUAAAGAGAAUGAGGUGAGGCUGAAGAACUGCACCGCUACGUCCAACACGGUCUGUGAGACCAGACUGCCCACAUCCAGCACCAUCUCAGACUCCCAGAAUAAUCCCAGUGAGACGCUGAAGAUUGAGGUGGAUGAUCAAAACAACAGGUCAAUUGAGGAGAGGCAGAACAACCGGAGUGCUGUGCAGGAUGACACAUGGCUCCAUCCUUUGCUGGAGCUGACCCAGGUGGUGGGCGCCAACGCCUCCUCAGCCGAUGAGGACAAUGGACUGGGCGACAGCCUCCACAACACCACCAACUCCUCCCGGUCCAGUUUGUCUGCACUACCCUCAUCCUCCCCGCUUUCCAGCCCUUCGGCCAAGAGGCAGCCUGGCACUGGGGCUACGGAAGAUGUCCUUCUCAGAAAACUUGCUCCUUUGAAUGGUGACGAGUCCUUGAAGAAAAGUUUUGAACUUUUUGAAGAGCUGGACGUUUACUACCAUAACAGAUUCUUCAGGAACAUCGGACUCAGUGACAACGCUAUAAAAAGCACUGCACACCUUCAUCCUGAAGACCGAGUCUAUGAACUGUUAAAAGUAUGGUUGGAAAUGGUGGGCAUGCAAGCUGACAUAAAUGACUUAAUCAAAGCCUUACUUUAUUUGGACCAAAAGUUAUCAGCAGAAAAUAUUAUUUCUAAAGCCAUUGCAAAUGGAUAUUAUGAAUAUGCAAACUGGGGCAUGAGAUUCAACAGAAGCGGAGAGAGCUUCACUGACAGUUGUUCUAUAGGCGCGGUGCUGUACCGCUUUCCCCUCACCUGGGGGCAGAAUAAGCUGCCCUGGAUGCUGCGUCAUGCUGGUGUCAUGCUACUGGCUCUGGUCUGCUCCGUCCUGGGGCUCUGUGCUGUGUUUGACUUCCACAACUCCAAAGACAUUCCCAACCUCUACUCCUUGGAUUGUUAUUUGCACUAA